GUUCCCAGGUCCCAGUCAGGCCAGUCAGCACUGCAGCGUUCCCAGUCAGGCCGUCAGCACUGCAGCUUUCGGUGAACAGUCAGGCGGAGGGUUCCUGUUUUUGAGUUUUCGUCACGACUUAUCGGUCUCUUCAUCAACUCUGAUUGAGAAUCAAACACAACGAGAAAAUAUCUUACUUUCCCUCCAUGGAUUCUUCAACAUCGUCUCUCCACCUGGCCAUGGCGGCCUUGGCGGGGGCCUCACUGAUGGCCAUCUCAGCCUUCUACAUCCACAAGCGCAGCGUUGACCAGGUCCUCCAGCGUCUCAUCAAUAUUCGCCGCAAGCCCACUCGCGGUGCCCAUAAUCGCUUUGUCAUCGAAGAUGACGAAGCAGAAGAAGUGCUAGAAGAUGACGGAGGGUGGGGCUCCGACGGAGAGAUGGCGGUUGAUCCGAGAAUGUUGUCCCGGAGUCUGUCGAGGUCCCUGGACGAGAAUAUGAUUCCCCCUUACAGAAUUUCUUCGUCGAUGCCCAACGUGGCUUCGAGAAAUGAUUGGCUGGAGGAGGGCCCCGAGCCUGAUCAGCCACUGCUGGGAUUUAGGGCCCGAGGUUUUGGUUACUCUCUCGACAAACUCAAUUUGAUUCCCUUGGGCCUUCGACCUCUUCGAAUGGAUCAAAGAGACGGAGAGGAUCAAUUUGUGAAACAUUCUAGUAUGGAUUCAAGGAUGGCAUCUGUUGGUAGGCUAGUGACGCCAAGAUCCCCUGGUGGCAAUACUUAUGAUAAUGCUGAAGAUUCUGGUGAGGAAGGAACUGAACUUGCAUAUGGGGACGAAGUGCUUUUCAACUAUGGAUAUAUAGAUAUUGGAGCUGAACUCACAAAUGCACAAGAUGUAAAUACAAACAAUCCAAACAUGUGCACUGUUCCAAUAAUGGAUGAUCGCGAGAAUGGUAUGCAAGAUAACAUGUCCGGGGCAACUGUUAGUGUAGCAAAAGCGGGUUUUGAUCUUUGUGGAAAUGGAAAGGUUGAUGCAGCUUCAGUGCACAUAUUAGGGGAUGAUCCUAAGUCUUCCAACACUAAUUUACCUAUGAGAAAAACACUGCAUGAGUCAACAAGCGUAGAAGAGGAAGAUGUAUGGAGAAUGAUUUGUGAAUGUUUAGAUUUGCGUAAAACUUAUGUCUACCGAGAAGAGGUUGAACCAUGUAUGAGGGAAGUUGUGGUGGAAUCUAAUACAUCAGAGAUGAGCAGGGAUCCAUUUCACUUUGAACUCGCUGAAGCAACAGCUCACUUUUUCAAAAUGGAAGAUGGAGUUGUUCAUGUUUACGCCAGUAAACAUGAUACUGCUGAUCUUUUCCCUGUUGCAAGUUCAACACAAUUUUUUACUGAUAUGCAUCACCUUCUAAAAGUUCUGUCUAUUGGAAAUGUUAGAUCUGUGUGCCAUCAUAGACUCCGAUUUCUUGAGGAGAAAUUCCGCCUUCAUUUGUUACUAAAUGCAGACGGGGAGUUUCUGGCUCAAAAGAGUGCACCGCACCGUGAUUUUUACAAUAUCAGGAAAGUUGAUACACAUGUGCAUCAUUCUGCAUGCAUGAACCAGAAGCAUCUCCUUCGCUUCAUCAAGUCAAAGCUUAAAAAGGAACCUGAUGAGGUUGUCAUAUUCAGAGAUGGAAAAUAUAUGACCCUUAAGGAAGUUUUUGAGAGUUUGGAAUUGACAGGGCAUGAUCUGAAUGUUGAUUUGUUGGAUGUACAUGCUGAUAAAAGCACUUUCCAUCGAUUUGACAAAUUCAAUCUUAAGUAUAAUCCUUGUGGACAGAGCAGACUUAGAGAGAUAUUUUUAAAGCAGGACAACCUUAUCCAAGGUCGGUUUUUGGCAGAAGUAACCAAGCAAGUUUUGUCAGAUCUUGAAGCAAGCAAAUACCAGAUGGCAGAGUACAGGAUUUCCAUUUAUGGAAGGAAACAAAGUGAAUGGGAUCAGAUGGCAAGUUGGUUUGUUAACAAUGAAAUUUAUAGUGAGAAUGCCGUAUGGUUAAUCCAGCUUCCACGACUCUAUAACGUGUACAAGAAAAUGGGAAUUGUUACCUCUUUUCAGAAUAUCUUAGAUAAUGUGUUCAUUCCACUAUUUGAAGUCACAAUUGAUCCAAGUUCUCAUCCUCAACUACAUUUGUUCCUGAUGCAGGUGGUGGGUUUUGAUCUUGUGGAUGAUGAAAGUAAACCAGAAAGGCGCCCAACUAAGCACAUGCCAACACCUGCUGAAUGGACCAAUGAGUUCAAUCCGGCAUAUUCCUAUUAUUCUUAUUACUGCUAUGCAAAUUUGUAUAUUCUCAACAAGCUUCGUGAAUCAAAAGGGAUGCCAACAAUAAAAUUGCGGCCCCACUGUGGAGAGGCGGGUGAUAUUGACCAUUUGGCUGCUGCAUUCCUUCUGUGCCAUAAUAUUUCUCAUGGGAUAAAUCUGCGGAAAUCUCCAGUUUUGCAUUUGUAUUACCUUGCACAGAUUGGAUUGGCUAUGUCACCCCUGAGCAAUAACUCCCUUUUCUUGGACUAUCAUCGCAAUCCCUUGCCCAUGUUCUUCCAGCGUGGCCUGAAUGUCUCACUCUCAACUGAUGAUCCUCUACAAAUCCAUUUAACGAAAGAACCCCUCGUUGAAGAAUAUAGUGUUGCUGCAAAGGUCUGGAAGCUCAGUGCUUGUGACCUCUGUGAGAUAGCUAGAAAUUCUGUCUAUCAAUCUGGGUUUUCCCAUGUCACAAAGUUGCACUGGCUUGGUGAUAAGUAUUUUUUGAGAGGCCCUGAAGGAAAUGAUAUUCGUAAAACAAAUGUUCCCAAUUUAAGGAUAUCAUUUCGACAUGAGACAUGGAAGGAAGAGAUGCAGUAUAUCUACUCAGGAAAAGCCAGGUUUCCUGAAGAGAUAGAAUCAUGAACCAAACAAUACAGAAUUCAUUCUUCGCACUUCCUAGGUGGAUCCUACUGGCAAUGAAAGGUGGUGAUGAAUUGCGUUGAUAUGAAUACUCAUGCGUGGCUUAUCUCUGCAAAGUUCCAGUCCUCUGCUUCAUUUAGUAUAAUAAUUUGUUAGGAGUAGCAGUUUCCGGAAGAAAAGUUAAUAAAGCUUUGAGGACUGUUACAAAUUACAAUUUUGCUAGACCAAUAUUGGCAUAUUCUCUCAGUAGAAAAACCCGUUGGCCGAUUUGUUCAGGUCGAGUGGGUAUUUAUUUAAGAUUUUACCAGUAAACAGUGAUUUAGGAAUUGGAGUUGCAAUCUUUAUUGCAUUGAUUUAGGGCAUGAAACUUUGGGAAAUGACUUCUCUCUUUGGAAUAUGAGUUUUGCUACCUACAAUUAUUUUUGCGUA
Molecule: messenger RNA, 3311 nt
Organism: Carya illinoinensis
Lineage: Eukaryota; Viridiplantae; Streptophyta; Magnoliopsida; Fagales; Juglandaceae
Product: AMP deaminase-like
Exons: 19
Coding region: 186-2885 (899 amino acids)
Biological process (GO): AMP metabolic process; IMP salvage
Cellular component (GO): cytosol
Molecular function (GO): AMP deaminase activity
Source: RefSeq, a predicted model, not a curated record